This is a messenger RNA of Danio aesculapii, 4271 nucleotides long. Its product is annotated as ephrin type-B receptor 3. Gene Ontology annotation, cellular component: neuron projection; plasma membrane. Lineage: Eukaryota; Metazoa; Chordata; Actinopteri; Cypriniformes; Danionidae. Gene Ontology annotation, molecular function: protein binding; transmembrane-ephrin receptor activity; ATP binding. The record is from RefSeq and is a predicted model, not a curated record. Bases 360 to 3137 code for a protein of 925 amino acids. Gene Ontology annotation, biological process: protein phosphorylation; axon guidance; cell surface receptor protein tyrosine kinase signaling pathway. The transcript has 16 exons.
CCGCAGGGUUUUGUCAUGGGACCAAUAGAGCUUUUCGCCCCCCAAUCAUUCCUCGCAACUGACACUCCUCCGUGCAGUCGCAAAGAAUCAACAGCUUCUUUCACACGGAGGAUGAGGAGUAGGAUGCCACACAUGUAGAAGAGCAUGAUAGAGGAAGAGCAUCCGUGGAUUCCGUAGUCCGAAUGAAAGACGCGAAGACAACAGUAAAAAACGGAGCUGUGCAUUUUUCGCAGGCUGUUUUUUCUCGCUCUCAAGGCGUGAAUUCGUUCAUCCAGUUCAUGAAUGUUGAGAUUUAACGACACUUUUUGUCCCGGUGACACAUAGACAAAACGCUUCUUCAUGUUGCAUCCUCAAGCUUCAUGACAAUGGAUUAUUCGCUGUUAUUAUACAGCCUUUGGGUCCCCGUUAUUCUCGCUGUUGAGGAGACUCUUAUGGACAGCAGGUGGGCUACUACAGAGCUGGCGUGGACCACCUAUCCUGAAAGCGGGUGGGAGGAAGUAAGCGGAUAUGAUGACCACUUGAGCCCCAUCAGGACUUACCAGGUCUGUAACGUGCUGGAGCCCAAUCAGAACAACUGGCUCCGGACAGACUUCAUCCCCCGUCGAGGAGUCCUCAGAGUCUACGUGGAGCUCAAGUUCUCCGUGCGGGACUGUGGCAGUAUUCCCAACAUCCCCGGUUCCUGUAAAGAGACCUUUAAUCUGUUCUACUAUGAGUCAGACGGAGACAUGGCCACGGCAAGCAGCCCACCGUGGAGGGAGAAUCCUUAUGUAAAGGUGGACACCAUUGCCCCAGAUGAGAGCUUCUCAUUGCUGGAAUCAGGAAUCGUCAACACCAAAGUACGGAGCUUCGGCCCUCUUUCCAAAGCUGGUUUCUACCUGGCCUUCCAGGACCUGGGCGCCUGCAUGUCUCUGAUCUCAGCCCGGGUCUUCUUUAAAAAGUGCUCCACCUCCAUUGCCAACUUCGCUGUCUUCCCAGAGACGGCCACUGGCGCCGAGGCCACCUCUCUGGUCAUCGCUGCCGGAGCUUGUGUGCCAAACGCAGCCGAGGAAUCUGUCCCUCUAAAGCUGUACUGUAACGGAGAUGGCGAAUGGAUGGUUCCAGUGGGAGCUUGCACCUGCAUGCCGGGCUUUGAGCCGGCCAAGAAAGACACUCAGUGCCAGGCGUGCACUCCAGGGACCUUUAAAUCCAAACAGGGUGAGGGUUCUUGUAUGCCGUGCCCUUCCAACAGCCGGGCCAGCUCUAGGGCAUCCAGCGUGUGCCCUUGUCAAAGUGGCUACUACCGCGCUGACAGCGACCUCCCUGACACGGCCUGCACUACUGUUCCCUCAGCUCCAUUAAACGUGAUCUCCAGCGUCAACGAGACUUCAGUGUCCCUCGAGUGGUCCGAGCCUCGGGAUUCGGGCGGUCGAGGGGACGUGGUGUAUAACGUGGUGUGUAAAAAGUGUCUUCACGACGGCGGCUCUUGUGCGCGCUGCGAUGAUAAUGUGGAGGUCUCGCCGCGUCGCCUGGGUCUGGCAGAGAGGCAGGCGGCGGUGAGGAAUCUGCAGGCGCACACGCAUUACAGCUUUGAGAUCCAGGCGGUUAAUGGCGUGUCCCCCAAGAGCCCGUCCAGCCCACAGUACACCACUGUUAAUAUCACCACCAAUCAAGCAGCUCCGUCCGCAGUCCCCACCGUCCACUUAAUGCGGGCCACAGCUGGCACUCUCAGCCUCUCCUGGCUGCCCCCAGAGCGGCCCAAUGGCGUGAUCCUGGAUUAUGAGAUCAAGUACCAGGAGAGGGGAGAGUCCUUCUCUCAUACGGUCACAGCUCAGCACACUUCUGCCAAAGUGGAGGGUUUGAAGGCUGGCACGGUGUACUCUGUGCAGGUUCGAGCUCGAACGGUAGCUGGGUACGGACGGUAUAGCAACCCGGUGGAUUUCAGUACAAGCCUUUAUGAUGACCCAGAACGCUCCGUACAGGAUCUGCUGCCUCUCAUUGUGGGCUCUGCUUCAGCUGGAUUUGUGGUCAUCCUUGCCAUGAUAGUCAUCGCUGUUGUCUGCCUGAGACGGCAGCGUACUGGAUCUGAGCUGGAGUACACUGAAAAACUGCAGCAGUACGUAUCGCCCGGUGUAAAAGUUUACAUUGACCCUUUCACCUAUGAGGACCCGAACGAGGCAGUUCAUGAGUUUGCCCGAGAGAUUGACAUCUCAUGUGUGAAGAUAGAAGAAGUCAUUGGAGCAGGAGAGUUUGGCGAGGUUUGUCGGGGUCGACUUAAACAGGCUGGCAGAAAGGAAACAACCGUGGCCAUCAAGACGCUGAAGGCGGGCUACACCGAGCACCAGAGGCGGGACUUUCUCAGCGAGGCUAGCAUCAUGGGCCAGUUUGACCACCCUAACGUCAUCCAUCUGGAGGGCGUCCUGACCAGGAGUUGUCCGGUUCUCAUCGUCACAGAGUUCAUGGAGAACGGAGCGCUCGAUUCAUUCCUCAGACUGAACGAUGGCAGGUUUACUGUAACGCAGCUGGUGGGCAUGUUGAGGGGGAUCGCAGCUGGCAUGAAGUAUCUGUCCGACAUGAACUACGUCCAUCGUGACCUGGCUGCCAGAAAUGUGCUUGUCAACAGCAACCUGGUGUGCAAAGUGUCCGAUUUUGGCCUCUCCCGCUUUUUAGAUGACAACUCAUCAGACCCCACCUAUACCAGCUCAUUGGGUGGGAAGAUCCCGAUUCGCUGGACGGCUCCUGAGGCCAUCGCCUUUAGGAAGUUCACCUCGGCCAGUGACGUGUGGAGCUAUGGCAUAGUGAUGUGGGAAGUGAUGUCAUUCGGAGAGCGGCCAUACUGGGACAUGAGCAAUCAAGACGUGAUGAACGCAGUGGAGCAGGACUACAGGCUGCCUCCACCCAUGGACUGCCCCGCGGUUCUGCACCAGCUGAUGUUGGAGUGCUGGGUGAAGGAGCGCAACAUGAGGCCGCGUUUCGGACAGAUCGUCAGCACACUCGACAAGCUCCUCCGCAAUGCCGCCAGCCUCAAAGUGCUCACCAGUACACACUCAGGAGAUCUUUGUCGAAUUGGCGGGACUCUGCCGGGGCACCAAAGGAAGAGUAUAGGAGAUGCACAAGACAUGAAACAACAAAUGAGCCAAACUCUACCCAUACGGGUUUGACUGAUUUAAAAUACACACACAAAAAAAACACCUGCUGAGCCUUGAGGCUAGCAACAACUGACUGGCACAAUCCAUAGAAAGCCCAUGGAAAAUGAAUGGAGCCAUCUUUUGCUUGAAGAGCCAUUGGAAAAACCUGUGUACAAUUUAAGACAGUGUCGCACCGCUUCCCGAGGUGCCUGUGGAAAACUAUGGCGUGUCCAAUGGAAAACUGUAUCGCAGCCUGCGUUUCAGGCACCUGGGGAUGCUGGGAAAUCACAGCACAUGUUAAUUGGAAUUCUGUAUGAUGGCGCCUCAGGCAACCGUCUUUGUUCUUCCCUCCCUUUUGUCAUGACUUUCUUGUGUUUACACUGAAUUCUCAUUACAUGGAUUAAAUCGACAACGUUUCUACUUCUCAGGUUCAGUUUGCAUGUGUGCAUGUGUUUCUCUACUGGCAAAAAAAAAAAACAAUCACUUUCUUCCGGAACUCAAAUCCCUUCCAUACUCAUUUGCCGAGGCCACAAACGAUGAGACGGACUGAAGAAUUAUAAGCUAACUGUAAUAAUGUUUAAAUAAUGUAUUAAAUGUACGCCGGGACCGUUUUUGAUGUUGGCUGGAGGAUAUUUUGCCGCUCUUUCUUCCUCAAAGACUUGUUUCUUCUGAUCUUUUCUUCAUAUUGAAGAAAGGAAGAGAGGAGUGGAACAGAUGAAACUUUCGGAAAGAGACUUGGACGUUACAGAGAACGAAAGGUCCUAUAAGGACGAAAAACAAAGCGGACUGUUACAAAUCAAGAAAGGUGUUUUAUUUACCUCUGUUGUAUUUCGUCUUCCAUGAAACGCUCCUGAGAUUGAGAGGUUUGUCCAUGUGGAGGACAUCGAGCUGUGAUUUAAGAUUCCCAUUUCCCCAGCCUGUGAGCGAGGGGGAAUUGUGCUGUGUGUGUGUGUGUGUGUGUGUGUACAGUAUGCUCAUGUGCGCUUGACCAAGCUGGUCAGGCUCUACAGCUUUACAUGCAUGCCAUAUUCAAAACUCAAAGCUUAUCCGAAAGGUGAAACGACGACAGGUUGACUCGAGCUGUUGUUUGAUGAAUAUUCCGCUUAUUUGAAUUCCGUCUGUUCAGAUAUGCAUAACUGUGUAAAUAAAUGCCUCAUAAGAACUGAA